UCAGUUAAAACGGCCUCAGUUGUGAUUUGAUAUUCAUCGGACGUGAAUUACAUUCUAUAAUCAUUUGUGUGGUUGUUUUUUUUGUCGAAAUCGAAACCGCGAAUCAUUAAAUAUAAUGAUAAAUAAUCGAAAAAUGUCCGGGACACUGCAGAGUGUCUUAAUAGUUUUGUGUCUAUUCGCCCAGUGCAGAGGAAGUUCUUUACCAACUGAUGCCACCUUGAGGGUCCCAAUUCCGUCAAAGGAAUCUAAAAUCAUUGGAGGUUCACCGAUAUCAAUUAACGAUGCCAAGUAUCAGGCUUCAUUGCGUAUCGUUGCCACCGAAAGUUCCCGCGGCCUUGGAUAUGGUCAUAUUUGUGGAGGUUCCAUCAUCACCCAGAGAGUAAUAUUAACUGCAGCUCAUUGUUUGAUGAAUUACAACACAGAUCCCGCAACAGAACGUACCGCCGGCGAGUUCAAAGUCGUGGUGGGCUCCACCCAACUUUUUGUCAAAGAAGCCAAUAUGCUGCAAUAUUAUGUCCAGGAACUUGUGAGGCAUGUCGGUUUUGAUAGCGUCAGCAUGGUAAAUGAUAUAGCCUUGGUCUUCAUUAAUGGUUAUAUACCAUGGAAUUGGCCAACGGCAAAGGCAAUACAUUUAAAUGACAUGGAAUUGAAUGAUGGUGUACCCUGUAAUGUCAGUGGUUGGGGUAAUACGGAAAUGGGCACUAUACCCAACAACCUGCUGUCAACUGUGGUGCGCAGCAUAUCCUACGCCGAUUGUGAUUCGGUUUAUGGUAACAUACCGCUGACCAUGAUUUGUGCUGGCAACUUUAUGGCCGGUGGUGUUGAUGCUUGCCAAGGCGAUUCUGGUGGUCCAAUGGUCUGUGCCGACAGUCAAGUUGGCAUUGUAUCGUGGGGUAUUGGUUGUGGCCAGCGUUUUAAUCCCGGCGUCUACACAAAUGUUUCGUCAUUUCACAAUUGGAUUGUACAGGCCAAUAACACCUUUAAUUAUACCCUCUAUAGAAAUAGUGCUGGUAAUUUGAAAUCUGCAUAUGUUCCAGUUUUUAUAAUCUGUAGUUUAUUAAAGUUUUUCAAAUUGUUUUAAAAUUUAAGUUUAAGAAAAAUUGUGGGGAAAAUUGAAUUUAUUGCAGAAAUUCGAAUGUAGACUAAAAUU
Messenger RNA from Musca domestica (house fly), 1150 nucleotides. Its product is annotated as trypsin epsilon. Gene Ontology annotation, biological process: proteolysis. The coding region runs from base 116 to 1081 and encodes 321 amino acids. The record is from RefSeq and is a predicted model, not a curated record. NCBI's taxonomy places the organism in Eukaryota, Metazoa, Arthropoda, Insecta, Diptera, Muscidae. Gene Ontology annotation, molecular function: serine-type endopeptidase activity. The transcript is spliced from 4 exons.